Messenger RNA from Trypanosoma brucei brucei TREU927, 1338 nucleotides. RefSeq lists its product as hypothetical. The record is from RefSeq and is a predicted model, not a curated record. The transcript has a single exon. Bases 1 to 1338 code for a protein of 445 amino acids. Lineage: Eukaryota; Euglenozoa; Kinetoplastea; Trypanosomatida; Trypanosomatidae.
AUGGGGGACGGAGAGCAGGGCUCCGGCCACCGCAUCCGUGUGCACGACCCGGUGCUUUACACGCAGCUAAUGAAUGCGGCUGAUUGGAGCCACGUAAUCGAGAAUGAGGGGAGGCAAAUGCAGGAGAGCUUGGCGAGACGUGAGGCGGAAGCUGCACUCGCCCGCCAACGCGAGCAAAUGAAACUAGAUGAAGUGAGGCGCCGCUUGGAGCAGACGAUGGCGACCCGGCGUGAACGACAGUUAGCUGAAGAACAACAGAAACAGCAAAUGAAGGAGUUUAGAGAACGCAUGAGCGCGGUUGGGCGACGACAUGCGGAACUGGUUUCUAUGUGUAGUGCUGCCCAGCGGCGGGAAGUCUUUCGCACUCACCGCGCGUUGUUGCGGCUUAGUCGGCAGCGAGAGGAAGAAUUGCUGCGGCCUAUACAAGAAUUCAUUGAAGAACAGUUAUACGAUGAUGAGAGUGCUCAGAUGCGGUCGGAAGUGAGAAAAGCGAUGAUGGAAAGUUAUGUUGCGGAGUGCAAUCGGCUGGAGAAAACGGCGUUAGGUGGUGUAUUUCUCGACGUUAUUGACCCGGUUAGCUACGACCCGUUUCUGCAACAAAAACUAUGUACGAUACGGUACCCUGAACCGCCGCGCCCCAUGACGGUAGUCGAGGCCCAUCGCUUAGAGGCAAGCGAAACGGUGAAGCACUAUCAGCAGUUAGCGUUGGACUAUCGUAAGCUUCAGCGGGAGUCGAUGACAGGCGCGUUAUCCGCUCCUUCGCAGGCUGAAGACUCGGUCUACACUCUGACACGAUGCAUGUCACCAUCGGAGGUAGCAGUGGAACCUUACCAGCAAACCCAAGGGAGUCACCCUCCGAGAUUCAGGGUGUCGCGUUCACCCAGCCCCACGAGACUUCGACCUCCCCUUAAUCGAAUGCUCCCUGGGGGGCUGGAUGGAACAGCGAAUAAACUCGACAUGUUAAAGACUUUGUCGACGGUUGCCCGCAGAUGCGGGAUGGAUGCCGGACCGGGGCACGUGGUGACGAGGAACAGUCGAUCCAACGAAGUGAUGCCUCUCCUUGGAACCGCCACUGACGAAAAUGAUCAGCUCUUGCAGUGGAUGAGCCGACGGCAACGCUCAACACAGUCACGUUUUCGCGACUUGCCCGUCAGCAAGUGGGACCGUUUCACGGAAACGGCUCUUGGUUGGAAUGCAGCAGCGGAUGGGUCCAUGAAGGAAAGCCUACCCCGGCACAGAGAUGCUGCAUAUUACCGCCAGAUGUCUCGUAUAACGUUUGCCCAUCUGCCGUAUGUCCCCGGUUGUGCAGGUCAGCGGGCUGCGGUGACAAACAAAUGA